UUGCAAACAAAGAGAAUUAAUUUGAUAUCACCCACAUAAAUGAACGACAAAAAAAUCUCCUUUCAUGACACACCAAGGUAGGACAGCCAUAUUGUGUUGUGACCUCAUUCACAGCACAAGGGAGGCGUUCACUCCUCCUAACACUCAGAGAUUUUUGGACACUCUUGGAGUCCCCUUUGUCUUGUGUGACCACCAUGCCCGUUUACACAGUGACUGUGUCUACAGGGAGCCAGUGGUUCGCAGGUACAGACGACUACAUCUACAUCACACUGAUUGGCACGGAGCACUGCAGUGAGCGGACGCUGCUGGAUAAACCUCUCUACGAUGACUUUGAGAGGGGGGCGGUGGACGCUUAUGACGUGAGGGUCGGUGAGGACCUGGGUGAUAUUGUGUUGGUGAAGAUUGAGAAGAACAAGUACUGGUUGCAUGACGACUGGUACUGCAGGUACAUCACAGUCAAGACCCCGUCUGGAGACUACAUUGAGUUCCCCUGCUUCUGCUGGCUGGUGGGCGACAAGGAGGUGGUGCUGCGGGAUGGAAGAGCACAUCUGCCUCAGGAUGAUAAGAUCAGCUUGUUGAAGCAGCACAGACUAAAAGAGCUGGACAUGAGGAGGAAAACCUACAGGUGGAAGGAGUGGCAGCCAGGCUUUCCAUUGAGCAUAGAUGCUAACAGACACAGCGAAUUGCCCCUGGACAUCCAGUUUGACAGUGAGAAGGGAGUGGAUUUUAUUCUGAACUACAGUAAGGCAAUAGAGAACCUGUGUGUGAACAGUUUCAUGCACAUGUUCCAGUCUUCCUGGAGCGACAUAGGAGACUUUGAGAAAAUCUUUGUCAGAAUCAAAAACACGAUCUCAGAGUAUGUGAUGCAACACUGGAAGGAGGACUUCAUGUUCGGGUACCAGUUCCUGAAUGGUUGCAACCCCGUAUUGAUCCGAAAGUGCACAAAACUUCCCGACAAUUUUCCUGUCACUCAUGAGAUGGUUUCUGUCAGUCUGGAGAGAGAGAUGACUCUGGACGAGGAAAUAGAGGCAGGUAAUGUCUACAUAGUGGACUAUGAGAUGUUAGACGGCAUCAGUGCAAACGCCACUGACCCCUGCACACUGCAGUACCUGGCAGCUCCCAUCUGUCUGCUAUACAAGAACGCUAAGAACAAGAUCCUGCCCAUAGCCAUACAGCUGGGUCAGACUCCAGGUGAGGAUACGCCGAUCUUCCUGCCCACUGACGGUGAGUACGAUUGGCUGCUGGCUAAGGUCUGGGUCCGUUCAGCUGACUUCCAGUACCACCAGACAGUCACACACCUGCUCAAGACUCAUCUGAUAACGGAGGUGUUUGCUAUCGCCAUGUACAGGCAGCUCCCUGCAGUUCACCCGGUGUAUAAGCUUCUUGUCCCACACAUUCGUUUCACCAUCGCCAUCAACACCAAGGCCAGAGAGCAGCUCAUCUGUAAGUGUGGCAUCUUUGACAAGGCAAACGCAACAGGUGGAGGUGGUCACGUCCAGCUGAUUCAAAAGGCCAUGAAGUCUCUGACCUUCAGGUCUCUGUGCUUCCCGGAUAUGAUCAAGUCCCGCGGCGUGGACAAGAAGGAUGAUCUGCCGACAUAUUUCUACAGAGACGACGGCUACAGGGUGUGGGAAGCCACAAAGAGCUUUGUGUCCGAUGUGGUGCACAUCUACUACACCAGCGAUGAGAUGAUACAGGAAGAUGAAGAAAUCCAGGCCUUCAUCAAAGACGUGUGCAGCUUCGGUAUGCAGGACUUUGACCACUGUGAGUUUCCAAAGUCCCUGAAAUCACGCGUGGAGCUGGUGGAGUAUCUGACCGUUGUCGUGUUCACCGCUUCAGCACAACAUGCAGCUGUCAACUUCGGACAGUACGACUGGUGUUCCUGGAUCCCCAACGCUCCAUCUACUAUGCGAAAACCCCCGCCCAACCAGAAGGGUUUAGCUGAUGUGAACUUGAUCAUUGAGAGCCUCCCUGAUCGUGGCCGCUCCAGCUGGCACCUCGGGGCCGUCUGGGCCCUCAGCCAGUACCAGGAGAACGAGCUGUACCUGGGCAUGUAUCUUGAUGAGCACUUCAUAGAGAAGCGAGUGAAGGCGGCCAUGGAGAAGUUCAAGAAGGAGCUGGCAGAAAUAACCAGCACCAUCAAGAAGAGGAACGAGGGGAAGAAGCUGCCUUACUACAACAUGUCUCCUGAUAAAAUCCCAAACAGUGUUGCAGUGUGAGCUAUAGAAACCACUUUCUGGGGUGUUGGGGUCGCCACGUUUUCUUCUCUGUACUUUGUAAGAGACAGCAGAUGUUAACGAGCUCUUCAGAUUUGCUUUUUAAAUUGAACUUGAUACGUCCAUAUAUUUAAAUGUUGCUUAAUUGCAAACUGUUUUCACUUAAUCAUUUCUUUUUGUCUUUUGGAAACCCUGGUUAAAAUCUGAGUCAAAUGCAUGUGAAAAUUAAAAUGUUUUCAUCGGU
Messenger RNA from Labrus mixtus (cuckoo wrasse), 2460 nucleotides. It is a transcript of the gene alox5a, whose product is annotated as arachidonate 5-lipoxygenase a. NCBI's taxonomy places the organism in Eukaryota, Metazoa, Chordata, Actinopteri, Labriformes, Labridae. Gene Ontology annotation, molecular function: arachidonate 5-lipoxygenase activity; iron ion binding; protein binding. Gene Ontology annotation, cellular component: nuclear envelope. The transcript has 15 exons. The record is from RefSeq and is a predicted model, not a curated record. Bases 195 to 2219 code for a protein of 674 amino acids. Gene Ontology annotation, biological process: lipid oxidation; linoleic acid metabolic process.